CUUUCGGGAUGUCGGCACAACAAAAUGAGGAUAAUCCCGAGACUCUUUUCUUGUUUGAGCUUCUGGUGGAAUUUAUUCGGCUUGACAGACGCUGUGAAGUUUCCGACGAGCUGGCUCUGGCAGUCCGACUGUGGGAUUUCCCAACGCUGAUCAUUUACCAGCCUCGACAGAGCAUUAAGGACUCCCAGCAGCGCGGUGGAGAUUACACCUUCAAUAAAGGCAAGAGCUGCUUCUUCAAAAUGAACCUGCAGUCGCUGCACAGCCAUCUGAGCGCCGCUCCCCUCUACGGCAUGGUUCUGGAUGUAAAGAAGGAGAUGCCCAUCUUAGUGGGCUCGUCUCUGGUUUCACUGGCUAAAGCCACGGACAGCAUCAGGCAGGAUGUUCCCAGUCCCUCCUCUCACACAGAGAGGGAACUUGUUUCAGUAUGCAGCCUCACGGGGGAGAGGAUUGGAUCGAUUUCCCUGAGUUAUAAGCUGUUAUGUAUGGGGGCAAGUUUACUGCCUCAUAUCACAGAGAGAGGGGGAAUCACCAGCACACAUGUGCGUGAAGGAGGAGGGGCACAGGAGGGUGAAGAGGAGGGAAACAAAUCUACAGACUCAUUACUUGUUGAUAGUGAAGCGAUGUUUCUAUCAACAGCAGACAAGUCUGGCUUUUGCACAAACAUCCAAAAGGACAAAGGAGAAAAUGUGAAAAAUUUGACAAACCAGAAUGAUGGAGAUGAUGGCUGUGCAGCUGCUGAAUGUUUUCACCCUGAAAAAAGAUCAAGAAGCCUGACAGACAACACAUUCGAUGAGGAAAUGAACAUAUUCUGUCCUCCACUUCUCUACUACACUCAUUCUGCAGAGGAAGAGAGCAGGAAGCAAGUGGUGGAUUACAAAUUACUGAAUCAAUACCCUGAAGCAUUUACAUUUGAUGAGCUGUGUUCUGAUGAUGAGGCAGAUGGACACGAAAUGCACCAGGAAGUCCAGGCCGAAGCAAGCGAGCCGACUCCAAACGUGCUAGGAGAGGCAUUGCGAAAGCUGCCUGUGCUGAACGCUCUUCUCGUUGAACUGUCACAGCUUAAUGUCAACAACACACAUCAUCCCAGUCCCGCCUGUACACACCGGCCGGGUUCUACAGAGCCUGCAGCUGGACAUGGAAACAUGCCAAAACAGGCUGUACAUGAAAGUAAACAUGCUACUACACCCUAUUUCACACAUUCCCAUUCACCGAGAAGCUGCUCUGCAGAGCAGAGUGUAAAAAUGAGUAGGAAGCAAGAAGAAACUUUGAAAGAGAGUAUAAACAGCAGUAAAUCUCCCAGAAAGAAGCUCGUGUAUGGAACAACCAAAGCAUUCAGCCUGAGACUGAAGCACAUUUCUCCUCUCAAAGCGAAGCAUCGUGACUGUGAGAAGUUGCUACAGGAUGAAACUCAGCCAGUUAGGAUCAAAGGAAGGGUUAAGUCAAGUCAUAAAACUGUGAAGUCCAGCAAAACAAAAAUACACUCUGGCCUGAAUGAAAACGUUGAGACAGUGAUUCAAAGUGUCACGGUGGAUUCAGCACCGAGGGAGAAAAGCAGGCAAGGGAAAGCUCAAGUUAAACAAGACAGAGAUGCUCAGAGAAUGUUAGAGAAGCCUUCCCUCUCUGAACUAGAUCUGAAAUGUAUUCACAUCCCCAGUAUGGAUAGCGACAAUGUUCCCCAAAGCAAAGACAAGAAGCAGCAUCACAGUGAAUCAGAUCAAUCCCAGCCGGAGCCCGACAGGAGCAGAGAGAGGGUUGAAUAUGCAGCAGGUAGCAGACGCAGCAGCACUCGGUCGUCCUUCUCCAACUCCAGCAGGAACGGGGCCGAGGAGGUGGACUACGCCGAUGACUUUAACAGUCUGGCACCCAGCGACGCCUUCUCUCCCGACCCGCUGAGCAGCCCCGAGACCUCCAGAGCCAAAACUCCCAAAUCUCCCCUUCACUCCGACGUCUGGAGCUCUGACGUGGGAUCGGAAGGUGCCCAGAGGAAAGCGUCCAUCCUCCCCGUGCCGGUCAAAUCCCAGAGCUCUCCGCAGCACGCCCUGAGAGGUACCUUCGUCAUUCGACCCCGACUCCACACGUCGGCCCUCAGCUUCUCCUCUGACGACGAUGACGGCCACGGGUCAGCCUCUUCGCAAACCGCAGACUCUAGAAAACAGGUGACGGCAAGUGGCUCCAGCGCCGAAACGUUGAGAACGCCCGGAGGUCAAAGUGGCGAGUCGGCCGAGAGCAGAGGCCCAGUUCGAGGACUGUCUGCAGAAUCAAUAUCCUCCUUUGAAGCUCAGGAGGCGAAAGAACUGGAGGAUGACGUUGGAUCUCUGGAUUUCAGAAAAGAAUAUCAACACAUCUCCCAGCUUGUGGCCAACAAACUCCCCGGGUACACUAUGUAGAGACGGAAAUAAUUCAACAUUAUGGUGAAAUCAGGCCUGUUUCGACUGCCUGAGUGAAA
Messenger RNA from Salarias fasciatus (jewelled blenny), 2446 nucleotides. It is a transcript of the gene map10, whose product is annotated as microtubule associated protein 10. Gene Ontology annotation, molecular function: microtubule binding. The transcript has a single exon. Lineage: Eukaryota; Metazoa; Chordata; Actinopteri; Blenniiformes; Blenniidae. Gene Ontology annotation, biological process: mitotic spindle midzone assembly; cytoplasmic microtubule organization; positive regulation of cytokinesis. Gene Ontology annotation, cellular component: cytoplasmic microtubule; centrosome; midbody. The record is from RefSeq and is a predicted model, not a curated record. Bases 9 to 2387 code for a protein of 792 amino acids.